AUGAUGGACUUGAAGGGGAUUGUUCAUGGCCACGGCCAUAGUCGCCGCCGCACGGUUUCAAAUGCUAGCUCCAUCAGGUCGAACCGCUCGGCAGACGACAUGAAAGGAGAGGCAGCGCAGGACGACACGCUCGUGGUCGAGCCCGACCAGGGCAAUGUUCUUACACACAUCAUCUCACAACUGCGCCCUGGGGCCGAUCUAAGUCGUGUCGUACUACCGACAUUUAUCCUCGAGCCAAGAAGCAUGCUGGAGAGAAUAACCAAUGGCGUCAAGAAGCCUCUCAACCCGAUCCUAGGGGAAAUCUUCACUUGCUACUGGGACUUCCCUGAUAACACUCGUGCCUAUUACAUCUCUGAACAAACAUCUCACCAUCCGCCAAAGUCUAGCUACUUCUACAUGGCGCCUGAGCAUCAUAUCCGAGUCGACGGAACCUUGAAGCCGAAAAGCAAAUUCCUGGGCAACUCUGCCGCAAGUCUGAUGGAGGGUACGGCUAUUCUGUCGCUCCUUAACAGGGGCAAAGACCGGACCAAGGGAGAGAAAUACCACUUGACUCAGCCGAACAUGUACGCACGCGGCAUCCUUUUUGGCAAAAUGAAGUAUGAGCUAGGCGACCAUAGCUUUGUGAAGUGUCCAGAACUUGGACUGGUGGCCGACAUCGACUUCAAGACGAAGGGAUGGGUUUCAGGCUGCUACAACGCUAUCGGCGGAACGAUCAAGGACGAACACACAGGCGAGAUCCUUUACGAAUUAUCUGGCCUCUGGAGUGAUGAAAUGUUCAUCAAGGACAUGAAGACUGGUCACAAGGAGAUGUUUUUCGAUGCGCACAGGGCCAAGCCAUCCCCUCCUAUGGUAAGGCCGAUCGAAGAACAGGAGGAGCGUGAAUCUCAGAGAUUGUGGCAGAAGACAGCGCAAGCCGUCAAGGAUUCUCAACACGAACUCGCCACGGAAGAGAAGACCAAGAUAGAAGAUAUGCAGCGAGAGGAGGCCAGCAGGAGAAAUCAGGAGGGAGUCGAGUGGCAUCCCCGUCUGUUUCGGCGUGUAAAGGGAGGCCAGGGUGGAAGCGAAGAAGGCGAGGAGGAUCUUGAGUGGAUCAUAAACGCUACGAUUGAUGGUCAAACACCCGAGGCGAAGACCAACCAGAUUCUAGCCAUAUAUCCUAUCCUCAAAGGCCAAAAAUCCAGCGAACGAAACCCCAUCCCACCACGAGGCUCCUCGUUCCGCCAACCGAAAACACAAGAGUCAGCUCCUCAAAGUGGUGAUUUGAUCGACUUUGAUGGUGGUAAUGAGUCGAUACCCGGCCAUGCUCCCCUGCACCCGGACUCAAAAGCAACGACAGAGAUGCCACCUACGAAUACCAAUGGCAGCAACGACAUCAAGCAGCUGCUGAACGCAACUGGGCAACCGCCAAAUAAAGACGAUCCACUAGUUGAUUUUGGCAAGGAUCUCAACAAAAGCCUACCCUCGAUGAAGAGAGCAGACACUGAAGAAUCGGUAGACGAGUUCCAUGACGCACACGAGUAA
Molecule: messenger RNA, 1521 nt
Organism: Pyricularia pennisetigena
Lineage: Eukaryota; Fungi; Ascomycota; Sordariomycetes; Magnaporthales; Pyriculariaceae
Exons: 7
Coding region: 1-1521 (506 amino acids)
Cellular component (GO): membrane; cortical endoplasmic reticulum; intracellular membrane-bounded organelle
Molecular function (GO): sterol binding
Source: RefSeq, a predicted model, not a curated record